This is a messenger RNA of Didymosphaeria variabile, 366 nucleotides long. RefSeq lists its product as uncharacterized. Lineage: Eukaryota; Fungi; Ascomycota; Dothideomycetes; Pleosporales; Didymosphaeriaceae. Bases 1 to 366 code for a protein of 121 amino acids. The record is from RefSeq and is a predicted model, not a curated record. The transcript has 2 exons.
AUGGGCGUGAUCCUUUCGAAAGCUGAGAAGGUCAAGGCCCGGGCCACCCAGAAGGGGAAGGGCAACACCCAGAUAGCCAAUAACGACUUGGAUCAGUAUGAUGAUAGCCACAUGAGAAACGGGGAUUUCGAGGCCAGUCAAGAUGGGGAUGAAAAUUUUCAAAGCGUCAACAAUGCAGUCAGCGGAGAUGUGCAGGCACAACAGCAGAAACAUAACGAGCUCACUACUCUGAGGAUAAAGCGGGACUCUAGAAAGCAGACAGAAGGGAAGAGGCUCGGUGGGAAGGGCACAGAGGUAGCAUAUUCGGGUCUGCCUGAUAGUCGUGCUGACUACUUUGAGAGUUUGGGGCAGUCUCGGAAGAAUUAG